GUCCCGCGUAUUCUGACAUCACUUCCGCAUUUGAAAAGGCCUCAAGUAUCACACAAAAAUAUACCUAUUUGGAAGUUGGAAGUAAAGCAGUGUGUUAUUAAUUCUAAUCGAGAGUUUUAAUUAAUGUGAUUUACUGGACUAACAGAAACAAUGAGUAAGAAGUGCGCAAAGUGCGAGAAGACGGUUUACCCGACAGAGGAGCUCAAAUGCUUGGACAAGUUUUGGCACAAAGCAUGUUUCAAAUGCGAGGUUUGCAACAUGACCUUGAACAUGAAAAAUUACAAAGGCUACAACAAGAUACCAUACUGCAAUGUUCACUACCCCACCACUUCCUUCACUGCUGUAGCAGAUACACCUGAAAACCAGAGAAUCAAACAGAAUACCAAAGUACAGAGUAAUGUCCAAUAUCACAGCGAAUUUGAGAAACAGAAAGGAGCUUACACACAGGUCGCCGAUACCCCCGACAUGUUACGCCACCAGCAGAACACCAAAAAUAUCAGCCUGAUAGAAUAUCAUCGAAAUUUCGAGGAAUCCAAGUCCCAAUUCACUUGUGUUACAGAUACACCAGUCAUGAAAACACAACUCACCAAUACCAAAAAUGUCAGCUUGAUUGAGUACCACAAGGAUUUUGAAAAAUCCAAAUCUAAAUAUACCCAAGUAGCUGAUAGUCCAGAGAUCCAAAAAUAUCUCCAAAACACCAAAAAUAUUAGUUUGAUUCAAUAUCAGAAGGACUUCACUGAUUCCAAAGGGAGUUGUUACCAGGUCCCCGAUACUGUAGAAAUGUUAACGCACCGGCGUAACACAGAGAAUGUCAGUCGGAUCAAAUACCAUGCUGACUUUGAGAAGAUGAAGGGUAAGAAAUUGACGGUAGUGGAUGACCCAGAAACCAUGCGGAUCAAACAGAAUACAGCCAUACAGAGUCAAGUAGAGUACCACAAGGUCAAGGACCAGCUUAACGAAAUGGAAAUACGGCGCCCAGACCGAGAGGCUAGAGAGGGUCCUGCUCGUCCCCAGCCUGGAAAAAUUAGCAAUUACGAACCCGAGACUAACACCGGAGGCACCCCCUACUCAAUGAGAAACUCCCAAGCCCGCGUUGUUUACGACUCUAACAUCGGCAAAGAUAUGGAAGGUCCAGGUGUUCAAGAGGUGGAGGACGUCCCCACGCGUCGGGUCGGGUCAAUUUCUGAUUAUGACCCGAUGAACAAUCAGUUUGGAUCCAUCAGCAGAUACAGUGGAGGAGACCCAGAACCGCCCAGAGGAUACCAAGCCCCACCCCCUCAAAGUUACCAGCCCCCUCCCCAACAGAGCUACCAACCCCCUCCCCCACAGCCAGCCAUGCCUCCACCCUCAGAAGGGAUGGUGUGUAAAGCCCUGUACGAUUACACGUCGGCUGACGUAGACGAAGUCUCGUUCCAGGAGGAUGACCUAAUUAUCCAGUGUCAGCCAAUCGAUGAGGGCUGGAUGGAGGGCACGGUCAAACGGACGGGACAGCGCGGAAUGCUGCCCUCUAACUACGUGGAGCCUGUCAACUAGGCCAACCAUUAUUUAGGAUUCAAUUUAUCAAAGUUAUUAUAAAAGUUGAAUGUUAUUUCUUAAAUACUAGCUUUUAUGAUGUUACCUCCCUUUUAUCUCUGUACAUACUAGAUAUCUCUCUGUGUAUAUAUAUAUACAUUAUUGCUGCUUUAGGUUUUAUAUUACACACUUGUUUUAAAGCAGUGUUCUUGUCAGACAGUUGUUUUCCCCCUCAGUUUUCCUCUAUAUUAAUAUAAGGAAAAUAUGCAUGAACUGUUCACAGCUUUUAUUUUUUCUUUGUUUUCUUUGUUCAUUGUAAGAUCGUGCAAUUCCUGUAGAAAUAUUAGUUCUUUUCCUUAAAUGAAAAUUUUUUCAGCCUUUCUCCUUAAGCUUUGUAACAUCGCCCAGGCAUUUGUAAAUGUCGUAAACCCAGCCCUAAAUUAUUUGUUCUAUCAUGCAAUGAAUCAGUAUUAAAUACAGUACAGAAGUGGACACAGCCAUGCUGGAAAGAGUCUUAUAAAAAUCAUGUGAAUAGUCUUUUAAUAAAAUUCAUGUGAAUGAUAUUUGUACAAAGAUAUGACAUAUAGCAUUAUUCUAGGUUAUUUUAUACAGGGAGUUUGCAACUUGGUGCAAUCUAAAUAGGAACUCUUAUCCUUGUUAAAUCCUGGUGACUUUCAUAAAGUAUACAAUGUUAAUUAUAUGUGUACAUUUUAAUUUCCAAUAACUGACACAAUUGGUGAACUAAAUAUGAUCGAUUUUCUUUUGGGCAUCCUCACAUUUAUGCAUAUACGUAUAAUACAUGUAAUAUUUGAAAAUUUAAGCUUUAUUGCUUUGUAAUUUGCUGGUAAAUUAUUUUAAUAAAAACGCUGCCAGUUGUUGAACAAAUUAAGAGCCAGCAGUUUAAAUUGUUCUGUUGGGUUUAGUUACUGGAAUGUUUAUUGUAUACUAUGGUUCAUCUUAUCGCCAUUUUUUGCACAAUUUUUAUCCAGCUAGCGUAACAGCAAUUUUUUUUCUUCAUAUUUUUAUCCUUGAUCUGUAAAGCAACCAAAGACAAUUUUUGAAUUUUUAGAUUUUGAAAUUUGUAAAAUUUUGGAAAAUAUGAAACUAAAAGUAAAUAUGAUUUACUGUCUGUGUAGCAAAUCAAUUUUUUUUUUUCAUAUUAGCAGUUGCUGUUUUGGUCUUAUGAGUAAACAAAAAUCUGUCAAUUUGUUACCAAUACAAUUAGAAUCAGUUGUAAUAGAUUAAAAAAAAAUAUAAGUUGCUGUUUUGUUUAAAGUCACAGACAGUAAAUUGAAUCAUGAUACAAGUAAUCAGAUUUUUCUCUGUACAAGAAAUAGAUUGGCUUGGUUUCAUACUGAAUAUUGAUUAAAAGAGAUAUGUAGAUAUUUUA
Saccostrea cuccullata (small rock oyster) is the source of this 2902-nucleotide messenger RNA. RefSeq names its product LIM zinc-binding domain-containing Nebulette-like. Lineage: Eukaryota; Metazoa; Mollusca; Bivalvia; Ostreida; Ostreidae. Gene Ontology annotation, molecular function: actin filament binding. The transcript has 13 exons. The coding region runs from base 151 to 1533 and encodes 460 amino acids. Gene Ontology annotation, cellular component: focal adhesion. The record is from RefSeq and is a predicted model, not a curated record.